This is a messenger RNA of Papilio machaon (common yellow swallowtail), 2341 nucleotides long. It is a transcript of the gene Adar, whose product is annotated as double-stranded RNA-specific editase 1. Gene Ontology annotation, biological process: RNA processing; adenosine to inosine editing. NCBI's taxonomy places the organism in Eukaryota, Metazoa, Arthropoda, Insecta, Lepidoptera, Papilionidae. Gene Ontology annotation, molecular function: double-stranded RNA adenosine deaminase activity; tRNA-specific adenosine deaminase activity; double-stranded RNA binding. The record is from RefSeq and is a predicted model, not a curated record. Gene Ontology annotation, cellular component: cytoplasm; nucleolus. The coding region runs from base 147 to 2225 and encodes 692 amino acids. The transcript is spliced from 19 exons.
UAAAACUAGAAUUGCGCCAAAUUACACGAAUUAAAAUUAUUUUUUGAAUAAAUGACAAUUGAAACUAAUAUCUGCGGCUAAAUAAGGUAACAUUGAAAAAAAACGGUUAAUUUUUAAUUUAAAUAUUUCAAUGAUAUAUCAUAACAAUGGACAGUAAUUCCGCUGAUAUCACAGGAAAAGAUAAUCUUAAGGAUUGGGAUUCCAGCAUAAGUUCAAGUACUGACAUCAAGAUGCCGGACAUGGACGUAGAUUCUAAGGAUACAAAGCCAAUAUUAACAAGACCUAAAUCCGAUGGACCUCCACCAAAGCGACAGGCCAAUGCUAUCCCAUUAGACGGCUUCAAAUGGAACAUGCAGGCGCUAGCUACAGCUGCGGAUGCGGUUGAAUCUGGCGGCAAAUCGCCUGUCUCAGCACUCAAUGAACUAGGAGUACGAGUGAACUAUACGUUACGUCAACAAGGAGGACCCCCUCAUUGUCCGAGCUUUGUUAUUACUGUUGAGGUAGCGGACAUGAAGUUCGAAGGAUUCGGUCACAGUAAACGUGAGGCUCGAGCCGCAGCGGCGCGGGCUUGUCUCACAGCGCUGAUGCAGCGAGCUGGUCGUCUACUGCCAGCUCCGCCAAGAUACCAGGACUUCACCAGCGAUGAGACAACAGCUGGUAAAGCAAUAGAUGCCCCUUCUUCACCAUUAUUUUCACCAUCAACAUCUCUAUUUGGGUCUAGAUUACAGGCAUCUAAUAAGAGUCCUAUAAAUAUGUUAUACGAGAAUUAUCCUGGAUUAAGUUUUAUAUGUACUUAUGGGGAUGGUUCAUCUUUAGAUUCUGCAUAUGCACCUUUUCAACUCAGUCACAGUAUGCGUUUUAAAGUUGUCUGCAAAAUAAAGGAUUACAGAUUUGAAGGAUAUGGUUCGAGUAAGAAGUUAGCCAAAGUAGCAGCUGCUCGCGUUGCUCUGGCUGAGCUUGGAGAGGCGCGCGCCGGACCACAGCGCCCGCUGCCAGCUGCACCGCUCAACCAACUGCUGGCUGAUCAUGUUGCUAGGUUAGUAAAUGAUAAGUUUCAAGAAAUGGUUCGCAACAAUCUGGUACAUUCUAAAAGGAAGGUUCUCGCUGGUAUCGUUAUUACUAUAGGCAAUGGUAUAGAGGGCGCUAAGGUGAUUGCUGUAACUACUGGUACAAAAUGUGUCUCCGGAGAACAUAUGUCAGUUAAAGGGUUGGCACUAAAUGACUGUCAUGCUGAGGUAGCUGCAAGGCGAUGUUUACAAAGAUAUUUGUACUCACAGCUACUUAUGUAUGCUUCAGCUUCAGAUCCAAAGCAAUGCAUACCAGAUUCAGAUAUAGAACCGAUACCAACCGGUGGUUAUCAAUUGAAACCUGAUCGCAGUAUACAUUUGUAUGUGAGCACAGCUCCCUGCGGAGACGGGAGGAUAUUCAGCCCUCAUGAGAACAACGAGUCCGAACUGGAUAGACAUCCUAAUAGACUAGCUCGAGGUCAACUGAGGACCAAAAUAGAAUCUGGUGAAGGCACCAUACCUGUCAAAAAUAGCAGCAACAUCGUACAGACAUGGGAUGGAGUACUACAGGGCGAACGUCUCCUAACCAUGUCUUGUUCAGACAAAGCGGCGCGCUGGUGCGUUGUUGGUCUGCAGGGGUCAUUGUUGGCCUGUCUACUUAGACCUGUGUAUCUUAGCUCUCUGGUGCUCGGCUCCUUGUUACAUCCACAGCAUUUGUACAGGGCAAUAUGCGGUCGUAUAGAGAACUACAUAUCGUCUUUACCUCCUCCGUACCGACUACAGAGAUUGAAGUUAGCUCGCGCAGCUAGUACUGAAGCUAGGACAGCGACUAAAGCGCCCUCUAUCAGUAUAUGUUGGUGUUGUACUUCACAGAUGCCGGAAGUUAUAAACGCGACCACAGGCAAGUUGGACUCAGGACAACCGUCGUUGUUGUGCAAGCAGAGUAUGUUUGCGCGUUGGCAGUACCUCAUCACCAAGCUGCCUUUGUUACCGCAGGAGACAGAUGAAGGACCCAAAGAGAUCAAGCCACCCGCGGAUCUAACCAACAUGCAGUAUUUUGAGGCAAAACAAAUUUGUACAACAUAUCAGGCUGCAAAGGAACGUUUAACAAUAGCAUUUGAAAAAGCAAACCUGGGUCGUUGGAUAAAAAAACCAAUGGAACAGGAUUAUUUUGUAUGUGAUAUUGUGAACCCAGAUCCCAGAGCACUGUUCGCCUAGACGGACAAUAACCCACUCGUUAACACCUUGCAAGUGUACACGACGCUAUUGAGAGGCUUUGGAACUAGUUGUAUUAAAUUUAAAAUGAAAAUUAGGUACAUUAUAUAAAUCUAAAU